This is a messenger RNA of Trichophyton verrucosum HKI 0517, 258 nucleotides long. RefSeq lists its product as uncharacterized. The annotation marks the transcript as partial. The record is from RefSeq and is a predicted model, not a curated record. The transcript has a single exon. Lineage: Eukaryota; Fungi; Ascomycota; Eurotiomycetes; Onygenales; Arthrodermataceae.
CCGGGUCAUGGGCUCUUCCUGCGGGUUCUUGCAUCAAAGGAAGCUUCUCAGGAUACCGAUUCACUGCUUCUGCGAUUCACCAUCCUGCUUCACUGGAUACAAUUACCCUCUACUGCCAACUUCACUUGCCAACAACACACCUUUUCGCCUGCUUUCUUGCCUCUUACAACAUACACAUCCAACUCUUCAAGUUGCUCGCUACUCAUAUCUUCCUACAAGAAGAAGAAAAGAAAAAAAAAAAUAGAAAAAAAUAAAUAA